Messenger RNA from Zea mays, 5775 nucleotides. RefSeq names its product Prefoldin chaperone subunit family protein. The record is from RefSeq and is a predicted model, not a curated record. The transcript is spliced from 3 exons. Gene Ontology annotation, biological process: protein folding. Gene Ontology annotation, cellular component: prefoldin complex. The coding region runs from base 5518 to 5775 and encodes 85 amino acids. Lineage: Eukaryota; Viridiplantae; Streptophyta; Magnoliopsida; Poales; Poaceae.
UUUUGGGCCAAAUAAGAAGGCAACUUAGGUGCUUAAGAGCCUAGUCACUAACCUUAGAGGACCCAAACAAGUUUGGGUACGUAAAUGAAAUUGAUUUUCUUUUGUAGGUAAAUUACAAGGCUAAAGGAAGGUAUUGGAUGCUUAACAUGGGAUGCACUCAACACAUGACUAGACAUCAAGAGAUGUUUAAUUCAAUUGAUAUAAUUGGCAAAUAUGAGUUUCAAAGCAUUACACUUGGUGAUAAUGGCAUGGACAAAGUCAAAGGGCUUUGUAAGAUGGAAAUAUCUAGUGACAUGAGUAUAUCAAAUGUGUUACUUCAACCUACUCUCGGUGGCACAAUUACCUAAUCUUGGUUUUAAGUGCAUAUUUGGUAUUGAUGAUGUGGAGAUAUUAAGUAAUGAUGGAUCAAAUCUCAUAUUCAAAGGUUUUUGGUAUGAGAACUUGAAUUUGGUGGAUUUGACUCAAAAUAAGAUCAAUUAUCAACUGUCUAUUCUCCAAAUCAUGCUUGGAUUGGCUAUGGGAUACAAAUGUUGGCACAUGUUGGCAUGAAUCAAUUAUAUAAGCUUAUCAAGCAUGAUCUAGUCAAGGGAUUAAAAGAUGUCAUAUUUUUAGAAGGAUAGAUUUUGUAUCUCUUGUCAAGCUAGAAAUACUCAUUCAAACAAGAGUAUAAUGAGCAAUAGUAGGCCAUUGGAAUUAUUGAAUAUGUCUUUAUUGGACCAACCACAUACACAAGCAUUAGUAGCAACAAAUAUGGAUUACUUCUCAAUGUCCACAUGAGUUUUCUAUCUCAAUGACAUGAAGUCUUCAUCAUCCUCAAAACAUUUGUCAAGAGAAAUGAGAAUGAAUUUGAAUUUAAAAUCAAGAAAUUGAGGAGUGAUAAUGGAAGUGAGUUUAGAAACACAAGAAUGGAUGAGCUAUGUGAUGGCAUGGGAAUUAAGCAUGAGUUUUCAGCAAAUACAUUCCAUAAUCUAAUGGUCAUGUUGAGAGAAAUAAUAUGAGACUCUUGAUACAGAAUGGUUUAUGCUUAUAGUGAAUACAAUGUUAGUGAUUCUUUUUGGGAGGAAGCAAUCAAUGUGGCAUGUCAUGCUAGAAAUAGGAUCUAUUGUCAUUGGUUAUUGAAGAAGACACCAUUUGAGUUGUUGAUAAGAAGAAAGCCAAACAUUUAUGAUUUUAGAGUAUUUGGCUGUAAAUGCUACAUUCUCAAGCAAUGCACAAGAUUGGGCAAGUUUGAGAAGAAAUGUGAUUAGAAUUUUCUACUUGGAUACUUGAGAUCAAGCAAAGCAUAUGUAGUCUACAACAAGACACAUGGCAUAGUUGAAGAAGUGCAUGGCAUUGGAUUUUAUGAAACAAACGGCUCUCAAGCUCAAGAUGACAACUUUUUUAGAUGAUGUGAGAGGUAUCCAACUAAUCAAUGUGAUGAAUAACAUUAGAAUUAGUAAUAUGACACCAAGAGAGGUGAUAGAUGAAAAAUAUGACAAAGAUCAAGUGGUCCUUCCAAUAUUUAUGCAAAAAAUGAUCAACCAAGCACAAGUGGUUCUCAUGAUCAAAAUCAAAGUCAACUAGUGCAAGAUCAACAAAUGGCUAGUUCAACUUAAGUAGCACAAUUUAAUGAUCAACCAAGCUCAACUAAUCAAGAUCAAGUUAUCCAACAAAUCAUAAUUAUAAUAAAUAAUCCAUUAGACCAAAUACUUAGAGAUUUAAGGAGUGGUGUGCAAACAACAUCAAGGACUAUUGGUAUUGGUCCUAUUGGAGACUGAGAAUUCAGGACUUCAGUCACCUUUGAACCAACAAGGCAGAAGGCACCCGAUGAUAUUUCCCGAUUAAGUAACACGUAACGUGAAAGUUGUGGUCACGCCGAACCAUAGCAGCCUCCCAUAAAAAGUACUAGGCUAGUUGAGGUCAGUGCAAGUUUAACAAUGGUCGGUUUGCUUUGGGCAAGCAAGCGAGCUAUUGUAAGUUAUGCCGACCGUUUCACAAGGGGACAACGCACGGCCGGCCUGAAAAACUAGUCACUGACCCUGUCAAGAGCAACGAAACGGAUGCUUCGUUUUCACAGCACGCUUCGGCUCCAACUUUUUGUUGCUUUCUCUCAGGCAAGAACUGGACUCCGAAGGAUAUACCCAAGCCCCACCACUGGCCUUUUUUGUGGAGUCAACAUUCUACUAAUUUGAUAAAAAUUGUUCUGAUUUAAAAAAAAAGUAGGUUGAACAACGUUUUUUCUUACCGGAUCACGGUCAGAAUUUCCAGCUGUUUGAUGAUCUGAUUUCGUUUUCAUUCCGGUACCAGUGGAUUGGAUAGCCAGCGAGAAAAAAAUAUAUCAUAUUUUAUUGUCUCCCAUCUUGAAUCUGCCCUGCACCAGGCACGACAGCUGUAACCUUAAAAAUCUACUCACGGCUGCUCUAUAAAAGGUGAUGCAGUGAAGGAGCAUUCAGACGGAGAGAGAGCCAAGAGCCAAAGAACGAGGCGACAUGGCAUGGUAUUGACUUGGCUCAUCUCUCGCCCACACCAGAAUCCACAAGUGCCGGAGGAGGUGAGCCGAGCCAAUAUCACUUCAUGUCAUCUAGCGUUCUGCGACUGAAGAAACAAACUACUGUAAGUUCACCGUCAGGAAUUCUUGUUGCCACUGUUCAAGCUCCUUGGUUUCCAUUGGCACGAUGGUGAACUUCACUCUUUGUACAAGCGAAGAAAAUUCACUGGGGGGAGUGAUGCUCCUACCGGCUUAGCUGUAGUCCUGUAGAUUUGUGAUGUUUUUCUUGGCACAACUUUUUUUUGUUUCCUUUGUUGCCAUCUCGGUUUGCUUGUUUCAGAAACUCUGUUUAUGGUACUCAUUAUUCAUUCUGGUGUGUGCAUUACACAUAGCAUAUAGCCUUUUGACUUUCAUAGAUUCCCCCCCUCCCCCAGGGUUUACACAAGAUAAGAAAAUUUGGUAUGAAACUGUUAUAUUGGGCAGAAAUUUAUAUUGUAGACAGACAACAUCUGAACGGACAGGAGAUAUAUACUUGGCACUGACACUUUUGAAGGAGCACAGAUUUUCUUUACACCACACGGAAAAUGUUAGUAGUGUUGGUACUCCCUCCGUUUAUUCCUGUAAAGGCCUAACAGUUUCAAUAUUCUUGCCAAUUUUGAGGCGUACAUGGUCAAACUAAUCUCUUUUCACGCUUCAUUUCCUAAUUACUCAUGCCUGUUAACCACAAAAACUAAUCCCUCGCGCUCCCAAAGGGUUCGAAGGAUGGUCAAGCAUUUCUCUCAAGCCGCAUAUACAGGUAACGCCAAAGGAAGACUUGAAGGUUGCUUGUAGCUAGCAACACAGGCAAAGCAACAUUUCUUGUGUUAUCACUUUAGUGGAUGGCAAUGUCAACCUAGCGCACGGCCUACAGGUUGCACAUGAAUGUUUCAAAAGAGAUAGCACAAGUUUGAACCCUUAAUCAAUGGCCAAAUGAGAUAGAUGCUGCAACUGUCAUUUUUCUUGUACUAGACAUUUAUUAUACCUGAUCAUACAUUCCUGACAAGAGACUACUGUAGUUCUGAAAUAAUAGCCAGACAUUUUCUGAAAGAUGGAUCCUUUUUUACCUCACAUCUGAAACACAAGGGUAUACAGCAAGUAGCUAGCCAUGCAUUUUUGAAAAGUACUGAAGUGUAUUGUAGCAGAAUGGUUAACCAAACAGUUGCAGGAAGCACACAUUUUAACAUAUCAGUUAUAUUGGCUAGUAAAAGGAGCAUCCAAGUAAAAAAAUGAACUCCAAUAGAAUAUCCACAGGUUGCAAGAAACCAGUAAAACAACGUGAGUAAGUAAAAUGAGAUAUCGUUGAAUUAGCUAGCACGGUCCAAUCAAGCUUAAGCACACUGCUACGAAUCUGGCUCCGUGAAUUAACAGCAAUACCAAUGUCCAGUCUUAUCCUGCCAUUUAUUUAUAAUUUGUUUCACAGUAUUGACCAUUCAUUUUUCUUUUAACGCAAACAAUCGCUAAAACUUCAAUGGUAGCAAGUGAUUUUACAACAUGUUGGCUCCUGAUGUCCAGUUUGCUUAUAGUAGGCAGGGCCCCUCAGGCCUCAUCCUUGACAAUAGAGCAAGUAACUUGUAAACCAUCAGUUGUGAACUUUACAGCUCCUUUGGCAAGGAUGACACAUGACAGCUAUUUUGUUUUCCUCUCUUGAUGAGCUUUAAAUUCAAGCUAAAAUUGAAAUAUUACUCGAGACUCGUGUAUUUUAUUUCUACCUUAAUGAAAUGACACACAAGAAAAAAAAAAGAAAUAUCACUGAUUUAUCAACCAACCUUUUGUUUUAUGCCCCAUUGGUUUCUCAAACAACUUGGUAUUGUUUUAUUACUCAGUUGUUAAUGAGGUCUGCACUUGAAGCAUUUCCUGAAGAUUAGCUUCCAAAACAGAGUACUGACUGGAUUUGACCAUCUUCCUUACAAACUAGCAAAUUAACUACUACACUUCUUCUUUUAACCAUAUCAACAGUGGAAGUUCAUAGGUGGGUGUUGUAACUGCUGAUGUUGUCAGAUUUUUAAUGCCAUCGCUGAAGCUGUAUGGCUACAUUCUCUCAGCACUUAAAACAAGCUUGGAGGCUUAGCUGAGUAGAAAUUGUCUUGUAUAAUUUUCCACAUAACCUGUUUGAAUACACAUCUUUUGUAGUUAUAUGAACCCGUAUGGUGGCAAAAGCUAAGACUUAGUAAUCACUGAUCACUACAAGUUCCAGAUGGAAUUUUAGUUGUGAUGAAUUCAAAUGCAUAUUUGUUUCCAAACAGAAGCACGGCUUCUGGUAAUGUUCCGCUAGCGAAUUUAGGGGGAUUACCGGGAUCAGCCGACCCUUAGCAAAACAAUGUUAAAGUUUAAGAAAAAUUUAUAAUUUUAUACAAAAGUGACGCUACUGAUCCAGCAAUAUUCUUGGUUACUUGCAUUAAUUAAUAGGAACUUCUACAAGAGCCAUCGUUCCCCUCAUUCAAGACUCGUAAACACUAUCACAGAGGAAUACUGUGCAGUGUGCACGUACAUUUUGGGAACAGGCUUCCUAGUAAACUCAGUCCGAACAGUGAAGCAUGCAAAAUCAUUGAGCGUCAGAACUCUGAAUCAAGAACCUAAUCAGUAUUCACCUACCUUGUUCGCUGGCCACAAACCGGACCUCGCCUUUCUCCUCCAUCCUGGGCAACCUGAGUCGCCAGACCACUCUGCCCGCUGGGUCGGAGCCUUGUCCUCUUGUCCCGGCCACAAAUCCUGAAGUUACUGCUACCGUUGGGACGGGAUGGGCGUGACUUCGCCGACGGGAGGGUACGGACGGAGCCGCGACCGACUCUCGUAGUCGUAGGCUCGUAGCGCAGUGAGAUCCCGAGAGGGUCUCGGACAAUAAAACCCGAGGAGCUGGGCCUGGCUGUACGAUCCGGCCUGCGUUUUCUAGAUGGGCCUCCCAUGUGACUAGUAGCUGACUGGAUGGGCCUCAACAUGGUUCCUUGGUGUUGCGGGUGUGCUCCAGCCCCAAGUGUCCGAGUCUUUCCGGCGAAGGGUUUCGGACAGAGAAGAUGGCGACGGCGGCGGCAGGGUUGGCUCCGGCAAAGGAGGUGGUGGAGAAGAAGGUGGAACUCCUGAAGGAGAUACGGGCGCACGAGGUGGCGAUCGCGGAGCUAGACAACCUGAAUCCCUCCCGAGCGGUGUACCAGAAAGCUGGCAACAUCUUCUUCCGUAAGAGCGUCAAAUCGGUGAUCACAACGGAGCAGAGUAACCGCUAUAGCAUUGCAUCUUUGUCCAGUUACUUUCUCUCCUUAGCUUGCAUUGUCUAA